Molecule: messenger RNA, 459 nt
Organism: Colletotrichum orchidophilum
Lineage: Eukaryota; Fungi; Ascomycota; Sordariomycetes; Glomerellales; Glomerellaceae
Exons: 1
Coding region: 1-459 (152 amino acids)
Source: RefSeq, a predicted model, not a curated record
AUGGAUAGUUUCAAUAGCCAAAACACUCGACAAUCCGGACGUCUACCACUUUUGGUCGUGGCGUCUGUUGCACUGAUAGCGUGUCAGCGCCAGUUGCCAACUCAACGGAGUUCAUCGCGCGCAUUGCCCGUCGUGGCUAAGUCUCGUCAUCUCUUCGUCACCCCUUCGUCACGCUUGGAUUCAAAAGUAGUCCUUGCUGCUUUCUAUAGCGAUCAAAAAUCUUUGAAACGAAAUAAAGCAUCGUCCAGCAUCGUCCAGCAUCGUCCAGCAUCGUCCAGCAUCGUCCAACAACGAGGACAUCGUGAGAUCCGUGUGACCGAUCGCUUAGCUGCCGCCGACUGUGCUACGCCUAUGCGCUUAGACUAUGGCUUCUCCUUCCUGCUUGCGCUUGCACCAGGAUUUGGCUUCGACUAUGAAGCGGAUGGCGUUAAUGAUCGAGCCUGGGAGAGAGUCCUGUAA